AUGCUGCUGAGGCGUCGCCAAUGUACCAAACUGUCGGUGGCCCUUAUCCCGUUCAGCCGCAAGGAGAUUCGUUGCAUGGAAAAGGUGAUCGAAGAGCAGCGUCUACGUUAUGGCGUCGUCUGCUCGCGGGCCACCAGUGGCACGCAAUUCGUGCGUUUCGUCGAUGGCCAGCUGAUGCUGACCCGCCACAGCCGCCCGAUGCUCCAGGAAUCGGCUGAGACGCCGGCCAAAGUUGGCGACAUUAUUGCGUUUGCUUGGAAGAAGUACGCGAACCUGAACGGCUGCAUCGGCGUGGUGGAUAGAUACCUGGUCGUCCCGCCCGAGAAGCAAAAGAGCUCCUUCUCAGCCUCCGUCAAGAACCACCCAAAAGGAGGUCAUUCGGUGAUGGUUUCGUGCGAAAUGGAGUAUGUUGGAAAAGAGGACAGCAGCUCGGUCUUUAUAAACGAGCAUCUAGGCCGGAUUUUCGAUGAUGUAGGAAAAGUCCCGAAUGAGUCUCUGCUUGUGGGCGGUCGAUACCAAUGUCUAAUCACCCGACACGACGAUCGAAAACAGAAUAUUCAUUAUUGGAUGGUGGUCCACUGCCAAUUCUUCCCAGAAUCGAUUUUAAACGGCCCCACUAUCGGAUUCGCGACGAAGCUUCCCGGAAGUGAGCACGCAAUCAUUUGGCCAUGUCACGAGCGUUUCAAGCGGCCGCUGAGAAUUAUAAAAGAAACGCAAGUCGCUUUAUUA
Messenger RNA from Mesorhabditis spiculigera, 729 nucleotides. The record is from the annotation of a GenBank genome assembly. Lineage: Eukaryota; Metazoa; Nematoda; Chromadorea; Rhabditida; Rhabditidae.